AUGAGGCUCGAUACGUUGCCGUCGUCGAUUAUCGUCUACAUUCUACUGCUCACCUCGCCCACGCAAGCGUCCGUCGACGUCGAUUUCUCAGCAUAUCCCGCCUCAGCACGAUCAUGUCUCACAGAAGCAGUCGCAACCUCUGGUUGCUCCUCCAAGGAUACAGUUAGCGAAAUGAACGACUGCCUUUGUAGCAACAGCGGCAACUUUGUUCUCGAUUCAGCGGAUUGCUUGGGAGGUCUUGGGAGCGCCGAUACCAUGAGCAAGGUUUAUGAAAUCAUGCAACAAUCUUGUUCCGAGACUAAGACGCCACUGAGCAUAUCAGAGGCUCAAUGGCUGGCAGAAGGAAACGAGGAGACGGCAGUUACCAGCACUGUAACAACAACAAUCGGGACGAUGGUAUUAACGUUCUCGACCACAAUAACCCCCGCAUCAACAGCAUCGUCGACGUCAGCAUCGACAACAUCAACAUCGCGUACAAAUAGCGACGAGGAGGACGAGGACGGAGACUCGAGUACAGACGAGCAUGAGGACGAUGAGUUGUCGUUGAGCGCCAAAAUAGGCGUGAUUACGUCCAGCAUUGCAGGCGCCAUGACACUCGCAUGCAUUGCAUGUAUGAUCAUCUUCUUUACUAAGCGAAAGAAGGACAAGCAGCUAUUAGCGGAGGCGCGAGCAGCAGCAGCACGGGCGCAGGAUAAAGACAAAGAUCAGAAUCGGAACCUUCUAAGCCCAGGCGCCAUGACACCAGGGCUGCCCAGUCCGGCAGGGCAAGGAGGGGUGACUCGAGCUGGACACGAGGGACAAGUAUUUGGCGCGACUGUCGUGCCGCCCACGCCUGCAUAUCCUGGCCCAUCAGAAGCGCAAGCCUGGAGAGGAGGUCCACAGGGAACGACGGCCUCACCGAGCGAACUCACCGGCGACAGUGCCGUAUUUCAGUUAUACGAUGGUCACGCACCACAUAACCCGUCGGCAUGGCCAUCACCACUUACCCUACCCUCAAGGGGUUUCCCAUCGAGGACCACAACCCUCCGCACCGAAUCAUCAUGGUGUCCUUCGCCAGCAUCCGCCUUCGCCUCGUCGAAUGCUCUGGGGAUGUAUGGUCAAGGCCCGGCGGGUGCAGGGAGCACCGGUACUGCGUCUGCUGUGACUUCACCGAUAACGAGGCAAAUCACAAGUACCACACGCUCGAGCUGGGCGCAUAAUAGGCCGUAUCAGGAGGAGCCAUAUGAGCUACCGGGGAUGGAGGCUCGCAGUCCUGUGGAGGCGGAUUCCAAUCCAAUAACGAAAAUGCCAGAGGACUCAAUCAGGCUAUCAACACCACCUGAAUAUUCAACAGGCGAUUGGGUGGAUCCGAACACGGAUAAACCGCCAAUCUGA
Molecule: messenger RNA, 1374 nt
Organism: Diaporthe amygdali
Lineage: Eukaryota; Fungi; Ascomycota; Sordariomycetes; Diaporthales; Diaporthaceae
Exons: 1
Coding region: 1-1374 (457 amino acids)
Source: RefSeq, a predicted model, not a curated record